Diceros bicornis minor is the source of this 1871-nucleotide messenger RNA. It is a transcript of the gene TFB2M, whose product is annotated as transcription factor B2, mitochondrial. The transcript is spliced from 8 exons. Gene Ontology annotation, molecular function: mitochondrial transcription factor activity; rRNA (adenine-N6,N6-)-dimethyltransferase activity. Bases 96 to 1292 code for a protein of 398 amino acids. Gene Ontology annotation, biological process: rRNA methylation; transcription initiation at mitochondrial promoter. Lineage: Eukaryota; Metazoa; Chordata; Mammalia; Perissodactyla; Rhinocerotidae. Gene Ontology annotation, cellular component: mitochondrial matrix. The record is from RefSeq and is a predicted model, not a curated record.
GGGUAGGAGUUUGUUGCACGUGGGGUGGUCUGUGUGGAGUUCGCCGACGAUGUAAGGACGCUGGGUGACGUUGGGACAGACCUCAGAGGGUCAGGAUGUGGCUCCCAGUGGCGGGGCUUCCUCCGCGGCUGACGCUCACUGCCUUCACCGGCGCCGGUCGCUCUUGCAUUUUGGGAUCCGGAGCGGCGAGGCGGAAGGACGUCCUAGCGAGGAACCGCCGGGGUUUGUCUGACUUCCACCCGCAGCUGUUGCCCAAUCUGGGUUUCGGAGACUCGCCCUCCUGGGUGUCCAAGUGCCGCUUAGAGCCCAGGCGGUACAUAACCAGUCCGAGGCUGGCUGAGACCUUGGUGCGGGUCCUGCGGGAAAACCGAGAAAAAACUUGCCAGCUAUUCCUGGAGUGCAAUCCGGGUCCUGGAAUCCUGACUCAAGCAUUACUUGAAACUGGUGCCAGAGUGAUUGCCCUUGAAAGUGAUAGAACUUUUAUUCCACAUUUGGAGUCCCUAGGAAAAAAUCUGAAUGGAAAACUAGAAGUGGUACACUGUGACUUCUUUAAACUGGAUCCUACAGAUUAUGGAACAGUAAAACCUCCUAUUAUGAUUUCGAAGAUGCUUUUUCAGAAUUUGGGAAUACAAGCACUUCCUUGGUCAAAAGGUAUCCCUUUAAAAGUAAUGGGAAUCUUCCCAAUUAAAAAUGAGAGAAGGACACUUUGGAAACUUUUACAUGACCUAUAUUCCUGUACUUCUAUAUAUAGAUAUGGACGAAUAGAACUGAAUAUGUUUAUUAGUGAAAAGCAAUACCAGAAAUUAAUGGCAAAUCCCAAAAAUCCAAACUUGUAUCAAGCAUUAAGUGUGCUCUGGCAAGUAGCUUGUGAGAUUAAGCUUCUGCAUAUGGAGCCUUGGUCAUCAUUUGACAUAUACACCCAAAAUGGACAACUGGAAAAGCCAAAGAGUAGGGAAUCAUUAGAAGAAAUACAACAAAACCUGUGUUUAGUUCAAUUGACUCCUCGUAGAAAUUUAUUUACAGACAACUUAACACCUGUUAACUAUGAUGUAUUUUUUCACAUGUUAAAGCAGUGUUUUAUGAAGCGUAAUGCCAAGCUAAUAGACCAUUUACAUUCAUUGAGUCCAGUUGAUGCAAUGGAUAUACUGAAGAAAACAAAAAAAAAGGAAAAAAUGAAAAUAACAAAUUUGUACCCUCGAGACUUUAAACAGCUUUUUGAAACUAUAGAGUGUUCCAAAGAUUAUACCUGUAAAUGGCUAUAUGAUGACUUCAUGGAUGACAGAAUCGUGUAAGGAACAAGACAUUAGCUGGAAUGUUCAUUUAUUUGGCAAUUAUGACACAAAUGAAAAAGAACAAAGUUUGAAAAGGUCAACAUCCUUUCAACAGAGGAUAACUGUUCUUGUUUUGCACAGACUAGGCAGAUCAUUUCUUCUGAGGUUGAUAUCAUUAGCAUAUUGGAUAAAACAGUGGCCGCUGUUUUUAUUCACAACUGAGCAAAAUGAAAACUUCAGUUAAUUAUGGAUUUGAUCAGAUUGGAUUUGUUUUGUUUUAAAUUCUUAUCUACUGUAAACAUACUGCUAGUUGUAGGGUAUUGCCAGAUGUAAUUUAGUUUUAAAAAUCCUUUUGGCCAGGUGUCUUAUCUUACAUUGUAUUAAUUUAAAUAUUGCACUUCCACUGUUGAUGUUUGCAUCCUCCUGGGGGGCAAAAGAGUUUGUACAUCAUUAAGCUUAGAAAGUAAAUUAAACUGAUUUAAGUGGUUUGUUUUACUUUUCAGUUUGUUGAAAUGUAUUAUGAAGUCUGUACAAUGAAAUUAUUUAAAUUUUAGUAUGGUUUAAACUUUUUUGGAAAUUAAAAUAUUUUAAGUAAUAAGA